AUGGUUCCCGUCAAGAACUUCCUCGAGCCGGGUUCCAUGGUGGCUUUGUGGAACAUCCAUCACCAGCGCUUCUUGAAGAUGGACAUCCAUUCGAUGCAACCCAGCCCAAAGCAUUCCCAAGACAUGCCCAACUCUUGGGGAGCGGAGCGCUUCAGAGUGGUGGAUGCGGGCAAUGGCAUGGUUGCACUGCACAGUCGCCAUCGGAAUCGUUUCGUGAAGCUGUACUGGGAUGGUCAUCACAAUCAGCAUAUGAUGGGCAUCAGCGACGAGUCUCCCGACACAAGCGUGGAGCUCCCUGACGGCUGGGAAUUUGACCACGCCUUUGUCCCCGUCCCGAUCCGCAUGCACCUGGGUCACACCGACAUCGCGCUGUGGAAUCCUUGGCACCACCGCUUCUUGCCAGAGUUUCCAUGA
Molecule: messenger RNA, 414 nt
Organism: Symbiodinium sp. CCMP2592
Lineage: Eukaryota; Dinophyceae; Suessiales; Symbiodiniaceae
Source: the annotation of a GenBank genome assembly